Messenger RNA from Acanthosepion pharaonis, 1065 nucleotides. NCBI's taxonomy places the organism in Eukaryota, Metazoa, Mollusca, Cephalopoda, Sepiida, Sepiidae. The record is from the annotation of a GenBank genome assembly.
AUGGCAGCCAGCUAUUCAUUAGAAACAUUCAGUCUCAUCAGGAAAUGCAAGAUGAGGGUCAUAAGAGAGACUCGACUCUUCUGCAUCUAUCUCUUUCUCUUCCUCUCUUUCUCUCCCUCUCUUUCUCUCCCUCUCUUUCUCUCUCUUUCGCUCACAGUUUCUCUCUUUCUCUCACUUUCUCUCCCUCUACCCCUUUUCUCUCUCAUCUCUCUUUCACUUCCUCUCUUUGUCUCCCACUCUUUCUCUCCCUCUCUCACUUUCUCUCCCUCUCACUCUCCUUCCUAUACUUCUCUCUUUCACCCCUCACUCUCCACUCUCUCUUUCUCCCCAUCUCUUUUCUCUCCCUUUUUCUCUCUCCCUCUUUAUCUCUCCCUCUCGAUUUCUCUCUCUCUCUUGUUCACAUUUCCUCUCUCGCUCUCCCUCCCAUCCCUCUCUCUUUCGUUCACACCUUCACUUCCUCUCUCUCUCUCUUUCUCUCCCCCUCACUUCUCUACCUUUCUCCCCUCUCUCUCUCUCUAUUUCAUUCACAUUCUCUCCUCUCUCACUUUCUCUAUUUCUACCUCUUUCUCUCCCCUCUCUUCUUAUCUCCCUCGUGUUUUCGCUCCCUCUUUAUCUCUCCCUCUCUCUCUCUUUCGCUCACACUUUCCCUCUCUCUAUCUCACCUGUCACUCUUUUCUCUCUCUUUUGGUCACACUUUCUCUCCCUCUGUCUCUUUCUCUACCCUCUCACUUUCUUGACCUCUCCCUCUUUCUCUCACUUCUCUUUUUCUCUCCCUCUAUUUCGCUCCCUCUCUCUUUCUCUUUCUCUUUCACUCACACUUUCUCUCUCGUUUUUCUUUCUUUCUCUCUCUCUCUCUCUACGUAUUUUCUCUUUAAUAAAUUGUUUUCUUAUGUUUUCUUUUCUUUCUUUCUUUCUUUCUUUCUUUCUUUCUUUCUUUCUUUCUUUCUUUUCCCUAUCACUAUUUUUUUCUUUUUCUUCAUUCUUUCUUUCUUUCUUUCUUUCUUUCUUUUAUUUCUUUUCGUGGCCAAUUUUCUUUUUUCUUUGCACUAUCAGAGAACUCAUUAA